AAUCUAAUUUUCUCUCUCGAUUAAUUACUUCAGGUUCUUUACAGUCUAAAAGAAAAGAAGAACAUACGAAGAAACAUGAAGAAACCGCUCAUGCGCAUACCCUACACCGAUAUCCUACCCGCACCUAAUAUCAUCCCACACACGGCCCGCUCCCUGCCCGGCGCCAUCGCCGCCCUGCAGGAGUUCCUCCACGCCCCGUCGCCCCGGGACCUGCCCCGCUCCACCGUCGUCCUCACGGGCGCGGGCCUCUCGGUGGCGAGCGGACUGGCCGACUAUCGCGGCCCCAACGGCACCUACCGCGUCAACAAGACGUACCGCCCCAUCUACUACCACGAGUUCCUGACCAGCCACGAGGCCCGCAAGCGCUACUGGGCCCGCAGCUUCCUCGGCUGGACCACCCUGCGCAACGCGCAACCCAACCCCGGCCACUACGCGGUCCGGGACCUGGGCCGCCUCGGCCUCGUCUCGGCCGUCGUCACCCAGAACGUCGACUCGUUCCACCCGCGCGCCCACCCGGACAUCCCGACGCUCGAGCUGCACGGCUACCUGCGCUCCACCGUGUGCACCUCCUGCCGGACCGAGAUGCCCCGGGACGGCUUCCAGGCCGAGCUGGCGCGGCUGAACCCCGUGUGGGACGCCUUCCUGCAGGAGGCCCUCGCGACGGGCGCGCUCGAGACCGAGGACCCCCACGAGAGGCGGGCGCGCGGGUUCCGGGUGAACCCGGACGGCGACGUGGAGCUUCCCCAGGCGCCCUACACGACCUUUCGCUACCCCGCGUGCCCCAAGUGCCUGAGCGACCCCCCGUUGCUGGCCGACGGCAGCAGGGCCGCGGUGGAGGUGGACAACGACGGGGCCUGGAGCCCGACGAGCAAGGCCGGCAUCCUGAAGCCGGCCGUCGUCAUGUUUGGCGAGAGCAUCGCAGACGGCGUCAAGAAGGCGGCCGAGGAGGCCAUCGACGGCGCGGGAAAGCUGCUCGUCCUCGCCACCUCCAUGGCCACCUAUUCGGCCUGGAGGCUGGCCAAGCGCGCCAAGGACAGGGGGAUGCCGGUCGCCAUUGUCAACAUCGGCGGCGUCAGGGGCGAGGAGGCCUUCUUCGCCGGCUUGGACCCGGAUCAGACGGGUGCCCAGGGCGUGAGGCUCGAGAUGUCGACCGAAACCUUGCUGCCGGCUCUCGUCAGAGAGCUUCGGCAACAACCGAUUCUCCAGAAUGCGGAGCCAUCAUCAGCCGAGGCGGCCUCGUUUCUGGAAAACGAUGCCGCCGUGUUCAAAAACAUGUUACAGUAG
Thermothelomyces thermophilus ATCC 42464 is the source of this 1284-nucleotide messenger RNA. RefSeq lists its product as uncharacterized. Gene Ontology annotation, molecular function: NAD+ binding. Lineage: Eukaryota; Fungi; Ascomycota; Sordariomycetes; Sordariales; Chaetomiaceae. The record is from RefSeq and is a predicted model, not a curated record. Bases 76 to 1284 code for a protein of 402 amino acids. The transcript has a single exon.